Messenger RNA from Orbicella faveolata, 2505 nucleotides. Its product is annotated as E3 ubiquitin-protein ligase RNF217-like. Gene Ontology annotation, molecular function: zinc ion binding; ubiquitin-protein transferase activity. Gene Ontology annotation, biological process: protein ubiquitination. Lineage: Eukaryota; Metazoa; Cnidaria; Anthozoa; Scleractinia; Merulinidae. The record is from RefSeq and is a predicted model, not a curated record.
GCCAAUUUCAUAAAGUCAAAGAUUCAAUUUAAAUGUCAUAAAAUUCAUAAAAUCUUCCACUUUCAACCCUGGGGAGUCUUGAAAGGGAAAUUGUGAAGCAAACAACAGUCAGGGAAUAUCCCUGGCUGAUGAUGUGCACUUCAUCAUGUGCCGACGGUUUAUCAGCGGUAUCGCUUACACCAUCAAAACAACUUGUAUUGAAAAGGUCUUGUUUGUAAGUGAGAGCAAGGCUUAUUUUCUCUGAUAUCACAGCCUUUUUCGGUGUUCAAAGUCUUGGCUUGUACUAUUAACACUCCUUGCCGGCUGCGGAUUUCAUUCGGUCAGAAAUCAGUGAUCAAUUCGAUGUGGAUCGUUUUACGUGGUUGCUAAAAAUACCUCUGAAAUCACGUGUAAAUACAAAAGGGAACCUCUACAAAAACCGUCGACUUGGCGAAUUUCCUUGAGAGCAGUUAGAAGACGUUAGCCUCCAGAACUCUGUACAAGAUGACUAUUCCUUGCAUGGUUUGCUUUAUGGAAACGUCCGAAAUAAGUAUUCGUUCGUGGUGUUGUUCGGGAAUAAUUUGCCUGUCUUGUUUGGAAGCUCACGUCUCGUCGAAAAUAGAAGAAGCCGUGGUGAAAAUCGUGUGUCCUCUCGGCAACUGUGACAGUUUAAUUAGCGAGGACGAGAUAAAAGAACUUGUGUCAGAUGAUGUUUUUGAAAAAUACCAGCGCUUCAAAGUGGAAAUUGAACAGAAUCCACAUAUCAAGACUUGCCCUGGCUGUUCGCGAAUUUAUCACCAUCCCGACUUAGCGAAGACCGAACAGGAGAGAGAUUUAAGUCCGGAAGUUAUGAAAGUAACAUGCUCAAAAUGUCGAUUAGUUUGGUGUUUCUCUUGCCAAGCACCCUGGCAUCAUGGUUUGACGUGUAAAGAGUUCUGUAAAGGAGAUAAAUCGUUGAAGAUAUGGGCCAAAAACCGCGGUCAGCCUGUCCGGAACGCAUGUCGUUGCCCAAAAUGUCAAGUUUUCAUUCAGAAGUCCAGCGGCUGUGACCACAUGUCUUGUAGCAGGUGUCACACAGAAUUCUGCUACAGAUGUGGAGGGAAGUAUCAUCACUUAAAAUUUGUAGGAAACCAUUACGAUCGUUUCAGCAUCCUGGGCUGUAAAUACAAUUACAAACCUGAUCAGCCUGUGCAGCGUAUUGCGGUGCGUGGAGCACUUUUUGGUGGACAAGUGAUGGUUGUGCCUAUUAUAGCCGGGUUAGCCGUCACCGCAGGAUGUGCUGUGCUUAGUGCGGGAAUAGUUGCCGCUCCAUUCUAUGCAUCUUAUGUACUUAUCAGGAAACAGAGAGCGAAGCGCAAGCGGGCAAAUAUCAAAAAGAAAAAGUAAAUAAUUUCAGUGUUUCUUAUUGGUGACUGGGGGAACUACUAAAACAUGUGCCUUCAAACCAAGGGAUAGUCUCCAAACAGUCAUUAUAAAGGUGGUUGUUAUUAGGGUGAUGACCCUAAUAUCGGCUGCAGAUGAGACUAACCAAAAAGAAAGAUCAAAGGUGAAGGGUAAUUUGUACCAUAUUUUCACAAGCUUUCAAAAAUAUAUAUUUAAAGCUAUCCAGUUUAACAGGUUUUGUUUUCUAAAUGAGGGUUUUUUUAUCCAAAAUGGAAGUUCCCUUUUAGGAUUAAGGGUGCUUACCAUUUGGUAGAAUAAACUGGUUAAGAUGACCAUCAAAUAAUUGGUAAGGGAUUUUCCAAAAUCAGCAAACCAACUGAGGGAGAUGGCACUAAUUACCAUUUACAAUUUGAUUUCCUGUAAUUGUUUUCGGCUGUCAAGAGACUGGAAGGUUUAGCAAAUGGAAAAAUACUGCUACAUUUGACUUUCAACCAACAUUUUCCAGAUUUUUUGGCUAAAUGGUAAGCACCAGAAAUUUCUCUCUGGUUCCCUGUUCAGGUGAAUAUUAUUUAACAUUGUUAAUAAAGAGGAUACAGAUUCUACAUGUAUGUCGCGGCAGGGCAGGAAAAAAUUUUGAAAUCCAGUGGGCCAGUGCAUUUCAGUUUUCAGUUGCCCCGACUAAAAUAUUACUAGCCCCAUAGGUUCACAAUGUGAUGUACUAGGUAUUGUCUGUAAUCUGACAGUGAUAGACUAUAACAAGACUACUGAGGCUAAUUUCACUUGCCCAUCGGACCACCAAACAUCCCUUUUCACUUGCCCAAGAGCACAAUUUACUUGCCCUGAGCAAUAUCAGACCUGGGUUUUUCCCUGCCCUGGCCUGGUGUAUUUAUUCUGGCAACUUCAUGCAGACCAAUCAAAAGUUGAGAGAAAUACUGGCAGAAAGAAGGAAAGAAUACACUCCUUCCCUUUAUGCUAUGUCUCUGUAUUAAAUUUUCACAUCUGUCAGAGAUUUUUUCAAACUACCAACUGUUGUAUAAAAUACAUAUCAUAGUUGGGUACAUUGAGAACAGUGCAUGUAUAAUGCAUUAAUAUUUUAGUGUACUUGACAAAGUUUUAAGUAUUGGUUUAAAGCAGAGGCUGAAA